AUUCAGACCUCCUCAGUGCCUGUUGCUGAAUGUACAAUGAACAGAAUGCAGUAAAUAUCUGUACGAAAACUCUUAAUGGAGAACACUCCCAAGGAAUGUAAACUUAAUUAAAAGCUAAAGGUUUACUUCAACAACCUAAAAAUGGAUGAGGAAAUAAUGCUGCCUGCAAAUACAAAUGACUGGACUAAGGAUCAUGUGAAAUUUUGGGUUUCAAAUAAUGUUAAAAUUGAACCAAAGGAAGCUGAAAUUCUUUAUACACAAAAUGUGUCAGGUGAAGUGCUUAAAGAACUACUCAAGGAUGACCUUGUUAAAAUGGGAUUGACAUAUGGAUCAGCUGUAUUAAUUGGCAUUCAUUUAAGAAAACAUAAUGACAAAUUGAACAUAGAUAACAAAAGAGAUAGUGUAGAGCAAAACAAACAAAUAUCCACACAAAAAGAUAAAAAAGAAUCAGCAAGAAGGCAGGGGAAUACAAAAUGUGGAGAGAAUAUAAUAUCAGAGGCUCGUGAAUGUAGUGAUGCACCUGCCAACAGUACCAUCCAACCACAAACUGAGCAAGAUUUGAGUAAACCUGAAAAUACCUCUGAUAAUUUUCUCUCAAAACAAACUUGUCAGCCAUUUCCUUUUGAUACCGUCCAUGAUGGUACACGCUACAGGCAACAUUACAUUCUUCCACCUGAAUCAGGACCCUCUAAUUAUAUUGAACCUGUUCAUGAGUACAAGGAAUUUACUAAUACAGCAAAUGCAUCUGAAGAAGAUAAAAAAAUAAAAUUUUGCAACGAGGUGUUUAGGUUUGCAGCUGCAUGCAUGAACACUCGUACCAAUGGUACAAUCCAUUUUGGAGUAUGUGACAAACCCCAUGGGGAAAUUAUUGGCAUUCAAAUAGAAAACAAAGAUAAAUACAUUAAUUAUUUCAGUCAAAUGAUUGUUAAAUACUUUGAGGGUAAGCAAUUAGAUAUUGCAAAAAAGUGUAUUCGCCCCCCAAGAUUUGUGGAGGUGCUAUAUCAAGACAACUUACAGUCUGAUAGAGUUGUCAUCGAAGUGGAUGUAGUGCCCAACUAUCAUCUUUGUAAAUCAGAAAUAUUCCAGACAUUUCAACAAAUUGACAAGAAUGGAUGGAAAAGGAGUAAAGAUUGUUCUUGCUUUGUUAGAGAGGGUGCAAGUUCUAGAGAUAUUUUAGCUAAUAUACAACAUAAUAGUGCAGACUACAAAGACUUUUGCACUCAAGUACCAUCAAGAGAUGAUGUCAGAAAGCAAGCUGAAGAACAUAAAAUAACCGUAAACCCAAAUUUUGAUGGCGUAAAACUUGUGCGCUUAAUUACAGGUGAUAAAGACACUUUGGACAAUUCUUACUAUAAAAGAUAUAUCUUAGUAACCAACAAAUGUCAUCCAAAUAACAUAAAUCAUCUUAACUUCAUCCAUGAAAUAAAAUGGUUUGCAGUGUUGGAUUUUGACCCAGAAUCUCUUAUAAGUGGCAUAUGCAAAUAUUACAGAGAAAAAAGAGUUGCAAAUCUGCAUUUUCCAAAUCAGUUUCAGGAAAUGAAUAUUGAAAAAUCUGAAGAGCUUAAACUUUAUCAGCAAACAAGUUGGAUCUUCUGUAAUGGAAGAUCCGAUCUUAAAUGCAAAGAUUAUGAACCAGUAAGUUCAAAGGAGUGGCAAAAAUCAAAAGCGGCUGAAGUAGGCAAGUUAGUUUCUUUCUUUACAAGGAAAGACGUAAUGGAACGUGGGAAAUUUCUAGUCAUCUUUCUUUUACUGUCCAUGGUGGAAGAUCCAGCUGAUCCUAUGAAUGAAGUAUUCAGAAUGUUUUUUCAAGAACUGGGGGGAAUAAAUGACAUCUUAUGUAUAUGUGAAACUGCCCAAAUUUUUCAGAGAUGGAAAGAUUUACAACUUAAAUAUGUAAAUGAAAAGGAAUUAGAGGAUAGAUGUGUUUACAACCUGAGCGUUAAAAAUAUAAAUGGUACUAUCUUAAAACUGAAAUCUCAGAUACAGUCCACUAAACGAAUUUUGCCAUCUGAUAUGGGUUCUUCUAUUUUGCUGCCAAAAAAGGAUGAGGAAGUGAUGACAUGUUUGGAAAUUCUUUGUGAAAAUGAAUGUCAGGAUACAGAGCUAGAAAAAUGUGAAAAUAAAUUUAAUACAUUUAUGACCACUAAAGAAGAGCAUUUUUAUCGUGGUGGAAAAGUGUCAUGGUGGAAUUUCUACUUCUCAAUGAGAAACUUCACAGGCCCAUUUAUUAAAAGAGAUGUUUAUGAUAAGUUAGAAGAGAUGAUAAAGUCUUGUUCCAAUUCUCAGAAGCAGAUAAGUGUAAAAACAUUUACACUUUAUCACCAUGUGGGCUGUGGAGGUACAACUGUGGCCAAACACAUUCUCUGGGAUCUUAGAAAUACAUUUCGAUGUGCAGUGCUAAAACAGAACCUAUCAGACCACAAAGAAAUUGGGGAGCAAGUGGUGAAUUUGGCCACAUAUGGAUGCUCUGAUCACAAAGACUAUUUUCCUGUGCUUCUGCUUGUUGAUGAUUGUGAAGAAGAUGAAACAUAUGUUUUACAGAACUACAUUCAGGCAGCAAUUGCUGAAAAGAAUAUAAAAUAUGACAAACCUGCAGUGAUCAUUUUAAAUUGCACAAGAUCUCAAAACCCAGAACAAACUUCAAUUCGUAACUGUCUUCACAGUGUUUCUUUGACACAUGUCCUUUCUCCACAGGAACAAAGAGCUUUUGAGGCAAAACUUAAAACUAUUGAGAAACAACACAAUAAACCAGAUAAUUUCUAUUCUUUCAUGAUAUUAAAAAGCAACUUUGACGAGAACUAUAUAAAAAACAUUGUGAGAAAUAUACUCAAAGGCUUAAAUAUUGAAAGAAAGGAAGACCAGCUAAUUGCUUAUCUCGCCAUGCUCAACACAUAUAUAUGUGAUUCAACCCUAUCAGCUUCCAUAUGUGAAGAUUUUCUAGGAAUAACAGGAACAGGGGCAUUUUGGGGUAAAGAGACCAUAGAAGAAAAAAUGGGGAUUUUUUUUACUAUAAUGUUACAAAAUGAGUUUGAAGAAUGUGGAAAGUACCAGGGAAUACGCAUAAUCCAUCCGCUAAUUGCUAAGCAUUGCUUAGAUGAGCUCAGAUCAACAUUUGACUUAUGCAAAAGUGACAUUGUAUUAAAUUUACUAGGAAUUCAAAUGUUUUAUGAAAGAUCAAUAGGCAGAGAUAAAUUUGUACAAAACAUGAAAAGCAUGCUAAUCACCAGACAUCGAAAAGAACAUGGUGAUGAAACUGACACUUUGUUUUCUCCUCUAAUUGAAGAUAUACGAAAAGAAGAAGGCAAUGAAAGUGUGAAGAAAGUUCUGGAAGCUGGAGUUAACAGUUUUAAACAAACCCCAUACAUUUGCCAAGCAUUAGCAAGACACUUUUACCUCAGAGAGAAAAACUUUUCUAGUGCUUUAGAAUGGGCAAACAAGGCAAAGAAAAUUGCACCUGGUAAUUCUUUUAUUUUAAAUACAUUAGGUCAAAUAUAUAAAUGUCAAUUAAAGAGCUUGAUGGAUAAAAAGAAUCAUCUAACAGCAGACAAAUUGAAAAAUCUUCUUGAAACUGCUGUAUUUGCCUCAGAAACAUUUGAACAAUGCCAAGUACAGGCAGGAAAAGGAGAAGCUGAGAGAGAGGACUCAAAAUUAACAAAGUCUAAAAGAACUCAAAUGUAUAAUAUAGCUGGAUAUCUUGGACAGAUCGAAGUCUAUGUGUGUACAGUUGAAAUACUUUUGCAGCUACCAUGGUUAAAGCCAAAUGAUGUAAUAUCCAAGAAACAGUUGUUAAAUUACUUGUCAGGAAAACGGGACAUUUCAGUUGAGAACACUGGUGAAAGUUAUACAGAUUUUUUUACUAUACUCACUGAUUUUAGAUACUUUCUAAUCAAAAUAAAAUCCAAACUAGAGGUCUUGUUUACAUUCUUUGAUGAUUAUUUUGUCUAUUUAAAACAAAAAAAUAUGAUGAGGGAAAGCACAGAGUUUAAAACAAAUGCAGCUGUUUCUGAUCUUUUUAAAAUUUACAGAAAAGUAUUCUGUAAUGAAAACUUAAUACAGACCUUAAGCAAAGAAGAUGGACUAAAAGGGAGCAAUUUUCUGCAUUUAGAAAAAAUCAAGGCAGGUCUAGAGUCGUAUAAAGCUGACCGAUUUUCAGGAAUACUGCAGUAUCUCACUAAAAAAGAUCAAGAGAAAUUGGAAGCAAUAGUAAAAGCCUAUAAAUAUUUACUAGACCAUCAAACAAACCUAGAGAGGGAAAAACAAAAUUUCAUUUUGGCUAAUAUUGUACUUCAGUGCGUGUUUCCUAAAUCAAAAUAUAUUUGUCCCAUGGAAACCUUGAAAAAUCACCUCAGACUGAUUUUGCAGGAUGUUGGAUUUGAUUGUAAAGAUUUGGAGCCAUACUUCCUUGCUUCAUUGUUGUUCUGGCCACAAUCACUGAGUGAGCUUGACAAUGACUCCAAAGAUCUAGCAAAAUGUAUUCCUACAAUGAAAAAAAUAUUCAAAGAAAAGUACAAAUAUAGCUUGCAUUCAAAACAACCAAUUGCUCAUUUUUUCUUAGGAAGACAUAAGAGACUUAUUCAUAGAGGAAAAAUUGAUGAACAUUUUAAAGGAGUGCCUGGAUUAAAUUUCCUCUGGCAAGAUGGUGAGAUAUGGAAAGAGAAGCCAGUACAAGAUAUUUUACUCCGUGUAAAUGGCAGGACAGAGAAUAAAGUUAUAUAUUUGGAAAUAGGCAAUGAUGAAAGCGUAAAGAUACCAGUACGCCCUGCUCAUUUUGGACAGCUGAGAAGAGGAAAUAGCAUUGAGUCUGUUUCUUUCUAUUUGGGAUUUUCAAUAGAUGGUCCAAUAGCAUAUGGUAUAGAAAGCAGAACUUACGCAAACUGUUAACUAAAAGAAAAAUCACUAAAUUUACACUAGUUCUAUUAAAGUGACAUAAAAGGGACAGUAAACACUUGACAUUUUAAUAUAACAUGUUUAGUUAUACAUAGUAAAAUAACUUUUCUAUUUACUUUCAUAAUUUAUGUUGCCCUUUUUUAUAUAAUUUAGUUUUGAAAACUGUAGAUUUUCUAACUUUUGGAACUGGAAAUAGAUACUGCAGACUUAUCAAGUCUAAACCUAGCUUGUCUUCCCCAAAAUUAAUUAACUUCUACUCCAUUAAAAUGUUUUAUAAAUUAGGGAUUAUCACAAUCUAUAAAUAAAUGUUGUUUAUUGAUGUUCAGGUUCACAAGCAAUAAUUUUUAUUAUCAGCAACGCAUUUUACAUGAUCAUUUCUGUGAGAUUAAGUCCUAGGGGUCAAUUUAUCAAGCUCCAUACGGAGCUUGAUGCCCUGUGUUUGCUCGCCGGAAACAAAAGUUAUGAAGCAGGGUUCUAAAGACCGCUGCUCCAUAACCUGUCCGCCUGCUCGGAGGAGGCGAACAGAAAUCAACCCGAUCGUAAUGCAGUCGGCAUAUAUCUAUAGUAUGUGCAGCAGACAUGAUACGCUUCAUCGUAUCAUGUCCGCUCGCACAUUAAUAAAUUGACCCCAUAUACUUAACAUGAACCAGGCACAAUCACAAUUUGUAAAAUUUUUGACAAAUUUACAGGUCUACUUUCCACUUAUCAAGUUUCACAACUAAAACAAUUUUAUAAACUCCCACACAACAUUUUUUAUACUUAUAACCGAGUAGCCCAAAAAGAUAAAUGUAACAUUUGCUUUGUGAAUGGGAAAAACACAUUGACAUUACCGCUGCUAUAUCAAAUGACUUUAGAAACAUCACCGUGCAAUAACAAAUGUUACCUGCUCAAUCAAUUAAAGUUGCAAAAAUAAUCUUAAGUACUUUUACACUAAUACAAAUGCAGAGAAGUGUCCACUGUACCAUUAGUGCCCCUGUUCAAAUCCCUUAGAAAGACAUAUAUGUCUCAAAGGUUUUAGAGAACGAUAGGUAAAUUGCACACGUCAUCUGCUGGCAUCACUAUGCACUGUGAUGUAAUUGUUAAACACAUAAAACUGCCAUUUUGUUUGACAUUCAUCUGCACAUUUGCUUUUGGAUUAUAAAAAAUGCUUAUUAUUUGCAAAAUGUUCAGAUACACAAUAUACAAAACUACACAACCUGUAAAUUAUCUGGAUUGUGUUAAUCUGGUUUCCUUCACAGUGUCUUGUCUGGGCCAAAUUUAGCCUCCUACACUGAUAUAGCAUACAGAAAUAAUAUGAAAUACAAAAUGGCAUAUAUACAGCUCCUUUACAAUCCAUAAUGAAUGCCUCUGCCAGGCUCAUCUUCCUUGUACGUUGCUCUUCAUCUGCCGCACCUCUCUGCCAAUCCCUUCACUGGCUUCCUCUUGCCUCCAGGAUUAAACACAAAAUUCUCACUCUGACACACAAAGCCCUCAAUUGCAUUGCUUCCCCUUACAUCUCAGACCUUGUCUCCAAAUACUUUCCCUCCCGUCCCCUUCGCUCUGCUCAUGACCUCCUCCUCUCCUCCUCUCUUGUUACCUCCUCACAUUCCCGUUUACAGGACUUCUCCAGUUUGGCUCCCAUCUUGUGGAACUCUCCGCCUCACUCCACAAGACUCUCCCCUAGUUUUGAAAGCUUCAUGCACUCCCUAAAGACUACUGUUCAGGGAUGCAUACAACCUACACUAACCUUUCCUAAUACCAGUUCCUCUCCUUCAUUGCUAUCCGCAAUAAACCCCCUUAGCAUGUAAGCCUAAGAGCACAACUGUUUGCAGAUCACCUUCAUAAGAGCGUACUACAACAGUGCGACUCUCGGCAGGGCCCUACCCAUUUGAUCCCUAUAAAUGUUAUAUUGUAUACCGCCUAUGUUUAUAGUGCUGCGGAAUCUGUUGGCGCUCUACAAAUAACCGAUAAUAAUAAUAAUAAUAUACAAACCUGUAAUUACAUAUGUAUGUAUGCUUAGUAAUAAAUAUGUAUACUUUGUUACAGGCACAUCAUUUAUUAUGCUUUUUAUCCUAAACUGUUUUGUUGUUAGGUUGUAUGCCAAUGCUUUACUGAAUGUUUAAUAUAUGUAAUUAUUUCAGUGUAAUGUUUUAUUAUUUUAUUAGUUAAUAGAUUAAAUAGUUUCACAUUAAAUAAAUAAAUAAAAAUCAUGUAAUAAUUAUGUGCUACUUUGAAAUAUAAAGAAAAUCAAUGUUUAAGCAAUUGAUUUUUGCUUUUUGAACACAAUGAAAACAACAAAGAUAUAUGUAUUCCUUCUCCUUCCUCAUAAAGGGACAUACAAUGUUAUCUAAACUAAAAUGCUCUCAAGACUGUCUGAUAUAGUAUAACAUUUAAUCUAUAUGCAGCCAUGAUUUUAAUUAUUGUAGCUCUGAAACAUUAGAAUCUCAUUUUAAACUUGUCGUAUUUAGCUAAUUAAUUUUUAUUUUCUGUAACAUUUUACUGCAUAUUUGUACAAUAAAUUAUAUAUUUUUAUUAUAA
Bombina bombina (fire-bellied toad) is the source of this 7404-nucleotide messenger RNA. Its product is annotated as sterile alpha motif domain-containing protein 9-like. The record is from RefSeq and is a predicted model, not a curated record. Gene Ontology annotation, cellular component: cytoplasm. Lineage: Eukaryota; Metazoa; Chordata; Amphibia; Anura; Bombinatoridae. Gene Ontology annotation, molecular function: protein binding. Bases 142 to 4881 code for a protein of 1579 amino acids. The transcript is spliced from 2 exons.